GUAAAAUCCGCCCACACUUCCGCAAUCGCUCCCUAACGCCUCAGUUUGAAGAAAUGAGUUUGCUGUUUUGAUGCUCGGAGGUAACAGAAGUCAGGAAAGUGCUGGGUUCGAGGACCCGGGUUGCUCAAAGGCUGCCGGUGUGGUGCACGCGGCGCUGGUCACCACGGGGGGGUCGUCUGUUUUCGGUGGGCGGACUUGGUUUCCAUCCACAUGUAAAUUGGGUCCUGAAAGAGUCCGGACGCUUUGGCGGACGCUGUAAACUGACAACAAAACCUAAACAGAGUUUCUGUGAUGGUUUCCAGUACAACAAACUACCUGUGGUCUCUACAAGAUGUCCUCGGCCAGGGAGCCACUGCCAGCGUCUACAAGGCUCGACACAAGAGGUCGGGUGAGCUGGUAGCCGUCAAAGUCUUCAACGUGUUGAGCUACAACCGCCCCCAUGACGUCCAAAUGAGGGAGUUCGAGAUGCUCAGGAAGCUCAACCACAGCAACAUCGUCAGGCUGUUGGCUGUGGAGGAGUUGCCCUCUAGGCAUAAAGUUCUAGUAAUGGAGUUCUGCUCCGGGGGAAGUCUGCUAAACCUCCUGGAGGAGCCAGAAAACGCCUUUGGGCUCCCCGAAACCGAGUUCCUCACUGUCCUCCAGUGCAUAGUUCAGGGGAUGAAUCACCUGAGAGAAAACGGGGUGGUGCAUCGGGACAUAAAGCCCGGGAAUAUACUGCGGCAGGUCGGAGAAGACGGGAAGUCCAUUUACAAGCUGACGGACUUUGGAGCAGCAAGAGAACUGGAGGACGAUGAGAAGUUUGUGUCUAUUUAUGGAACUGAAGAAUACCUGCACCCAGACAUGUAUGAGCGAGCUGUGCUGCGAAAGCAUCACCAGAAAACCUACGGCGUGAGCGUGGACCUGUGGAGCAUCGGUGUGACUUUGUACCACUCCGCCACCGGGAGUCUCCCCUUCACCCCGUUUGAAGGGCCCAGAAAGAACAAGCCCGUCAUGCACAAGAUCACCAGAGAGAAGCCAAUACAUGCAAUAGCGGGUGUACAGCGGGUGGAAGGCGGGCCGAUAGAGUGGAGCUACCAUUUACCUCACAGCUGCCAGCUCUCCAGGGGUCUGAAGGUGCUGCUGGUUCCAGUACUUGCAGGUAUUAUGGAGGCCGACCAAGAGAGAUGUUGGGUUUUUGACCAGUUCUUCACAGCCACCACAGAUAUUCUGCAACGACAGCCAGUCCACGUCUUCUCGUUACAGCAAGCGACGGCUCACAGUAUUUAUAUGCACCAUUACAAGACAGUGAUGGUCUUCUUUGAGGAAGUGGCAUCGCAGACUGGCAUCAGCAUACAACAACAGCAUCUGAUGUACCUGGGCCAUGACCUGCCCCUAGAGGGCAACAUGAAGGUGGUCAACCUUCCAUGUACGUCACCCUCCCAACCUCUGAUCCUUCUCAGCAACUCGGCGGAAGCCAGCACCGGCCUGUUCUUCAGAGAACCAGAGUCUCCAAUCAUACCAUCCAAGUUUGAUGUUUUGGCAGAUUAUAAUUUCUCAAGGAUAAUAGUGGGAGUGGUCCACCAGUACCUGAGGAUUGUCCACCUGCUGCACACACACAGACAGUUACUGCUGCAGGGAUACUACACCUACAUGAUGAAGCUGCGAGCGGAUUGCAGCGAGGCGUUACACAGUCUUUCACUGAUCACCCUUCGAUUCCAGUCAUGCUUUAACGCCCACAAUAGGAUUCAUAAACUAGCUCCUUGUUCCUUUGAGAACCAAGUUUCAGCUGAUCGCAGUCAAACGCUGCAGCUGGUCCGUGAGCGCCUCCCUCUGUACACUGCUGGCAUCAAGGACUGCCAGAACCAGAUGGAGCACCUACUUAUAGAGCAAGCCAAGCUAACGGAGACCCUGGCUUCAGACAAGAGCUGCCAGAAGAUGGAGAUGCUGCUGCAGAAGAUUGUGGCCAUUCAUCAGCAGUAUCGAAAAGAUCGGCUGAUUGGCAAGCUAGCCUACAACGAUGAGCAAAUACACAAGUUUGAGAAGCUCCACCUGUUGUCCCACAUAAAGCGAGUAAAAUCUGUCUUCAGAGAAGAAUGCGUUCAGAGGUAUAAGGAGCUUCUGGGCUCAACAAAGACCUGGAGCAGGGCUUUACAGGAGAUGGAGAACCGACUUCUGGGCUUCGGCUCUUUAUCGACAGGAUUGCUGACAGAUUUGGAAAUGGAUGAGAUGCAUUAUAAUAAGAUUAUGGACAACAUCCUUUCCACGCCGCCACAUCAGAGAGGAGAACAGCAGCAAGGAAUCACGCCCAGUGAAAAGGACCAGAUGGUGUCCAGGAUGCACCAUUUGAGGGAGGAAAUGGAGCUGCUGGUGAGAGAGCUGCAGUGUAACAACACCAUCAUUGAAAGUCUCGGAGUGGUGGACUCUGCUGCAGCCCGGGAAGCGAGUCCAGCUCGACCUUCCACUUUGUGACAGAAACACACGACCAGAGGAUCGUCUCACAACAGACCACCUGCAUUUUCCCUCUGGACUUGGGGGUUAUCAGUGUCAGAAUGAGAAUAGCAGAAUUAUAAUUGCAAUUAAAAAAAAGACAUCUUGCACAGAAAGGCUGAUGCCGAGCCACAAAUGGACUUUUAUCCGGUGCGUUUGUGCUGACUGAGCACGGCCGUUCAAUAGAAGCCUUAAGUGUUAUUGUAUUUUUAAUAGGGUUCUGGAAUGAUGGAGUCUGAUCAUGAAACAAAACCAAUGACCACUCAGCCGCUGAGUAUUUCAUUUGGUGUGUUUCCUGUUUUCUACUUAUAAAAUGCACUUAAGAAAA
Molecule: messenger RNA, 2794 nt
Organism: Oryzias latipes (Japanese medaka)
Lineage: Eukaryota; Metazoa; Chordata; Actinopteri; Beloniformes; Adrianichthyidae
Gene: ikbke
Product: inhibitor of nuclear factor kappa B kinase subunit epsilon
Biological process (GO): peptidyl-serine phosphorylation
Cellular component (GO): cytoplasm
Molecular function (GO): ATP binding; protein serine/threonine kinase activity
Source: RefSeq, a predicted model, not a curated record